Daphnia carinata is the source of this 3137-nucleotide messenger RNA. RefSeq names its product A disintegrin and metalloproteinase with thrombospondin motifs adt-1-like. Gene Ontology annotation, cellular component: extracellular matrix. The record is from RefSeq and is a predicted model, not a curated record. The transcript has 18 exons. Lineage: Eukaryota; Metazoa; Arthropoda; Branchiopoda; Diplostraca; Daphniidae. Gene Ontology annotation, biological process: proteolysis; extracellular matrix organization. Gene Ontology annotation, molecular function: metalloendopeptidase activity. The coding region runs from base 177 to 2963 and encodes 928 amino acids.
CGCGAUUCAAACCCUAUGUAGACAAAGAUAGAGAGAAUCAAGGCCACGCCCGGCUGCCUUCUCGAGUCUUCAGAGUUUCUUUACCUAUCGUCUGGUUGUAGCGUGUGCGCGAUGUUUCUUCAGUAACUUAUUUACCUUUGCUGCCAUCGUUUCUAUCUACGCUCGUCGUUGUCGCCAUGUCCACUUCACUCGUACGCGCAGGAUUGGUCCUUUUUGCCAUUGUGGAGAUUUCUUCUGGAGCAGGCGAUUACUUCAGCCUAUUUUCGGAUUUUCGAGUGUCGGGAGAGGAAGUGGUGAUCGUGCGCGCGACGACGCCUGAGUUAGGAGCACAGUUUCUUCAAUCUCCUCGACAACCUCAGCUGCAAUUCCAGGCUUUUAAUCAGUCUUACGAUCUGACCCUACAACCUGUUACGACAGGUAGCCUGAUAUCUCCCUAUUUCACCGUCAUACGCCGUGACAGGAACACAACGCAGACCAUCCCAAUACAUUCGGUCGCCAAAUGCUUUUACCGUGGACAACACGCAGCCUUCGAUCUCUGUCGGAGUAUGAGAGGAAUUGUUCUUUUAUCUCCCACUGAGUUUUUGAGCGUAGAGCCGUUGCGGCUUCUCAGAAGGUCGUUGGACACUGAAAGUCACAGUCACUUGAUCCGACGAAUGUCACGGAAUUCUGAAAGCCGACCUCAUAUGUGGAAGAACAAAAAACGUGUUGAACGAAAUGCCAGUUUUCGAAAGGAAUCAGGUGUUACCAUUGAAACGGCUGUUUUCGUGGACGCCUAUCUAUAUAAUCACAUGGCUCGCGAAAAUUUUCCGGACGAAACUGAACAAGAAAUGACACAUUUCGUGCUGGCCAUGAUUAAUGCGGUGCAAUUACUUUAUCAGGAUGACUCGUUGGGCCAUCAGAUCGAUUUCCAGGUGCAGCGAUUAGAGAUGUGGACUCGUCAGCCACUAGACCUUCUACCAAUUUUGGCUUCUCCAUCCGGAUCCACCACAGCGAUUCAUGGGAAACAAGGAAUCCAUGACAUUGAUCGAUAUCUUAAUCGAUUUUGUCAUUGGCAAAGCCGUGAAAAUCCAGGUGAUGACCACGAUCCUGAUCAUUGGGACCAUGCAUUAUUGCUAACCGGCCUAGAUCUCUUUGCAAUCGGUCGCGAUGGAUUCACGACCCACCAGGUUGUUGGUUUGGCUCCAAUCGGAGGAAUGUGCACAGCGACGAGCAGUUGCACAGUCAACGAAGGAAGACAUUUCGAGUCCGUAUAUGUAGUGGCUCAUGAAAUAGGACACAGUCUGGGUAUGAAACACGAUGGACGAGAGGCCGGUAAUGACUGCGACUCAGGCAGUUUUUUAAUGUCACCUACACUAGGCAGUGGAAAAACGCAAUGGUCACCCUGCAGUAAACACUAUCUCGAUGCUUUCCUCAACACUAGGCAAGCAGAGUGUUUACGGGAUAGAAGCUGGACCUCUCAACGAUUGGAUCAUAACGCGUCCGCGUCGCUCCCAGGCGAGCGUUUUACAGCUGAUCAGCAAUGUAUGUUAAGGUAUGGUCGAGAAAGCCGACGAAACACUCAAAGACCCUUGAACGAAAUAUGCCGUGAUCUUCGUUGUACAAAAGUUCCUCCGAGACUUGCUCGUCAAAGUGGCACCAGCUUGGUGUCAUAUGGAUCUCAUCCAGCUUUGGAAGGGACAGCCUGUGGCGAAGGCAUGUGGUGUCGAAGAAGCCGUUGCUCUUCGCGAAUCCGAAUGCAAAACUUUGAUGCGGACACUACCUCACACGCCAAUAGUGAACAUCCAUCGUGGUCCGUUGUUACGCCGUGUGCUUCCGGUUGCCUGUAUGGCGCGAAUUCGUUGAGCAGUGGUAGUAUGGCUAUAUCUACUCACAUUCAAAAUUGUAAAUACAAUUCACCGUGUGAUAAUGUUUCAAUCCGCUAUCGAACGUGCGAUGGAUCACAAUUGUGUUUGAACGUCACCCGUACAACAAUCCAGCAGUAUUCCGACGAUGUUUGCUACCAGGCUGCGCAACAAAAUUCUUCUAUUUUACCGAAAGGCAUCCAACAGCUCAGCGUGGAUGCGUAUCGGUCGUGCCAAGUAUGGUGUUAUUUGAGAUCAGGUGGAAUGACUUCUUCUUCAGGAUGGAUAUAUCCUGAUGGUACACAGUGUCAAACUGGAUCAAACGCGCAGUACGGCCGUAACGUAAAUCGCAUAAAAGUGGCUACUCUUUGCCUCUCCGGGAGAUGCCAAGAAUUUUCGUGCGAUUAUAGCUCGAUGCACCAGUUGCAUGCAGAUGUUUGUCGGACUGAGGAACCGGCAGAAUCCAACAUCGUUUAUGACUAUUCAUUUCCACAAGGCAAACCAGUGGCCUUCAAAUACAGUGGAAAUACAUAUUAUCCAUCUCGUAUUAUCCUUCCUGAAACUUCCAAACAUUUUGCUUCUCAGUCGAUGUAUCCACCAGCACCGAUAGCUGCAUAUCCAUCUCAAACUGCCAUAUUUGCAACAGCAGACGAGACCUCUCUAUUAAAUCUAAACGUCUCAAACAACAGUAGGAUGGAAAGUGUUUGGAGUCCGUGGAAAACGAUCAGCUCUUGUCGAUCAGGGUGUCUUUUUUCGUCAAAAGGAUUACGGUUAGUUCAACGGAUUUGUGAGAGUGGAACAUGUUAUUUAGGUUCUAGUAGCAGCGUCCAGCUUUGCAUACCGACGGAACAGGAAUGUCCAGAAUACCAACCCAUUACAUCAUUUGCCGAUCAAGUUUGUCGGCAACAGCACUGGUCGGACCUUCAUCGGGGAAUUCAGCUGACAGAACGCUUAAAAGAUGCAUGUGUCGUGCAAUGCCGUAAUCCACGGUCUGGUGAGCUUACUGCAGCUGUUGGUGAGACAGGUUGGUUUCCCUCGGGAACUUUAUGCAAUCUGCUGAAACCGGCAUAUUGUCUCAGCGGACGCUGUGUUGAGUUUGAUGAGGAUGGAAUACCGAAGUGAGUUUGGUCUGGAUUACUAACUCCAUCCUGAUGUGCUUAAAAUGCCUAGGCAAUCGAAAUUUUUUCCAAAUAUGUAGCGUGAAUUUAUCCCCUGUAGAGUUUCACAUGGCCUGCAUUGUUGAGUCCUAUCCGUAGUCAAGCAACAUACCCUUGGCUCUCAAUUGACCUUCGUUAG